AUUUUGAAGAAACCCCGGCCGCCUCCGACUGCUUCCGUUUACAUUCGGGUCUGUAGCCGAACGUAGCAGGACGAAGUGCCCUCGAGGAUUGAGGACACCUAACAUCCAAUUAUUCAUCCUACUACACGUAGUUGAAGCACAGAUGUCCAAUCAAGUCAGGCUGAGGCUGCUGCCCAGUGCCAGGUGUCUGUUCGAUGAGCCCGUCCAGGUGAAAGUGGCCGGUCUGAGGUCCAAGCAGGUGGUCACCAUGAGAGCCAGAUCCACAGACGAGAAGGGAGUGGUCUUCAGCUCCUCGGCCACCUACAGGGCAGACAGCAGCGGGGAGAUCGACCUGAGCAGAGACGCCUCCCUGAGUGGGAACUACGUUGGGGUCGAGCCCAUGGGUCUGCUGUGGUCUAUGAGGUUAGACGUCUUGCACAAGAGGUUUCAGAAGACAAACUCCCUGAAUCCCCAUGUGGUGAACUUCUCAGUGCAUGAAGAAGAGGGUAGGAUGGUGGCUGAGGCGACCAAUGAGAGGUUUCUGAUGGUAGACGGGGUCAGCCGAGUUCCCGUCAAACAGGGAAAUAUUCGUGGGGUGCUUUUUACUCCCCCAGGAGAAGGGCCGUUCCCUGCUGUGUUGGAUCUGUACACGUUUGGUGACGGUCUGUCAGAGAAAAGAGCCGCUCUGCUGGCCAGCCGAGGAUUCUUGGUUCUGACGGUGGUGCUGUACGGUCACGAUGACCUGCCCAAGAACAUUAAAGAAGUCCAUCUGGAGUAUUUUGAAGAAUCCAUCAAAUUUCUAAAGAACCAAGAUAAGGUGGGCAGUAAUGGAGUCGGCAUCAUCUCCCUUUCUAAAAGUGGAGAUCUCGCUCUGUCAAUCGCAUCGUACCUCCAAGGAGUCCAGGCUGUCGUCUGUAUCAACGGGUGCUCCGCUAAUGUAGCCUUACCCCUUUAUUAUAAGAAUAGACAGAUUCUCUCAGCAUUGAAGUUUGACAUCAACAAAGUGAUUUCCACAGAGUCUGGAGCCUUUAUCACCAAAUAUGCCAUGCAUGAUCCUCUGAAGGAGGAAAACAAGGCAUCCUUGGUGCCUAUCGAACGAGCAAGCGGACGAUUCCUGUUUGCAGCUUCAGAGGAAGACUUCAACUGGGACAGCAAGGCCUACAUGGAUGAGAUGGUGGACAGACUAAAGCGUCAUGGGAAGGAGAACUUUGAGAGUGUGAGCUACCCUGGAGCCGGACAUUAUUUAGAGCCCCCGUUUGGACCGUACUGCCACUCCAGCUUCCAUGGGGUCGCAGGUAUUCCGGUCCUGUGGGGAGGGGAGCCCAGGGCCCACGCUGCUGCUGAAGUCCAUCUAUGGAGGAAGAUCCAGGAGUUCUUCAGAACUCACUUAGACUGUGACAAAACUCAAACUAAAUCCAAGUUAUAGUGCUGCUGUCCUUUAAUCAAAAACAAGUCAAGAUAUCUAAAAAAGAGUUUUGGGCUGAAAGGAAGCCGUUACUUCAAAGACGAUGAGAAAAAAGGCAGAUUACAGUUUGAAAAUGCACAAUUAUAGCAAACCUUGACUCAAUCUGUAUAAACUCAUGUUUUUGAAAGCAAUUUAAUUUAAAAAACACUAUUGUUAUGCCAUUUAGAAAAUAGAAACAUUUCA
Molecule: messenger RNA, 1627 nt
Organism: Xiphophorus couchianus (Monterrey platyfish)
Lineage: Eukaryota; Metazoa; Chordata; Actinopteri; Cyprinodontiformes; Poeciliidae
Gene: acot20
Product: acyl-CoA thioesterase 20
Exons: 4
Coding region: 143-1405 (420 amino acids)
Biological process (GO): acyl-CoA metabolic process; fatty acid metabolic process
Molecular function (GO): fatty acyl-CoA hydrolase activity
Source: RefSeq, a predicted model, not a curated record